AUGCGGGAGGCGCUGCGCGGCCGCUCGGGCAACCGGCCGCCCCGCCACGGGGACGGCGACAGCGACGGCGACGGCGCUGGCCCCGCCAUGGGGCCGCCGGGCUGCGGCUGGGCCCGCACCCGCGCCGCCCUGGCGCGGCUGGAGGCCGCCCUGCGCUGCUCCCGCUGCGGCAGCGUCCUGCGGGAGCCCGUGUCCCUGGGGCGAUGCGAGCACGUCUUCUGCCUAUCUUGUGUGGGCGACUGCGUUGGCAGAGAAUGCCCCGCGUGCCACACGCCAGCCUGGGUACAAGAUGCGCAGAUAAACCGGCAACUCGAUAACAUGAUCCAGCUCUGCAGCAAACUGCGGCAUCUGCUGGGGGAGGACGCCUCAGAUUCAACACAAGUUACAUCUGCACAACCAGGCCCUGAUUGUGAAGCAAAGGGUAAGAAGGAACAGAUAAAGAUGUGGUUCAGCCCAAGAAGCAGGAAGAUUAGAUGCACCCUGAGCAAGAGACAGCCAGUAACUAAAAGCAAUAAUGUUUGUGAAGAUCCCUCUUCAGUUUAUCAUUUCUUUCCUUCCCCUCCUCAUGAGAAGCCUCCUAAGCAGGUCAAAAAGCCAACACACAAACUGAGUAAGAAGAUGAAGAAGAAGCGUCUAGCAGACAUCAACAAAGUGUGGGGCUUCCAGAAACUUAAGCAGAAAGGAGAAGUUGAGCAGAUCUGUAAUAGGGAAAAGUGUGUGACAAUUUGUAGUCAACCAGUAACCCUGUGUACCCCAGAACCAAAUAGCCCUGAGGAGUCGCUUCAGCAGGAAUCAGUAAAAGAUUCCAGCAGAAAUAUGGAAAAUCUGAGAAUAUCCCCACAGGUAAGAUUCUCGGAGAAGAAAGUUAUCAAUGCGGAUGUGUGUCCCGCACAAGGCAGCAAGGAAGAAGUUUGUGUUCCAGAGAAACCACUGUCAGUAGUAAAUGAAGCCACUCCUUUAAAACGUGGAAGGGAGCAGGUCAGGUUUCCAGUUACUUCAGAGUCUAAAAGACCAAGAAGAUCCGAGAGGAUCCUUACUAGGAGUUCAGGCAGUCAAGAGUCUUGCUUAGAGGAGUUGCCUCAGGGCUCUCCCAUCUCCCUGCUGUCUGAAAGCCUAAGUCCAGUUCGUGUUUGUUCCUCUGUAUCAAAACGCCCUGUUGAUACUAUAAUGAAGACAAGAAGCUCUGCACACUCCCAAGAGAUAAACAGUCCUUCACUUUCAGAAGUUCCUUCUACUCCAUCUACUUCCAAGACUUGUAAUCAGAUAGGAAUACCACCCAGUCCUUCUGUGUUGAAGUCUCCUGGUAGUAACAUGAUCACCAGAAGAAAUCACAAAGGGGAGACUUUGCUCCAUGUUGCUUCCAUCAAGGGUGAUUUAGCGGCUGUUGAACAGCUACUAAAAAAUGGAGCUGAUCCUAAUGUCAAAGACAAUGCUGGUUGGACACCACUGCACGAGGCAUGUAACCACGGGCACAAGGAGGUGGUGGAGCUGUUGCUGCAGCACAGAGCACUGGUGAAUACUACUGGCUAUCAGAACGACUCCCCACUUCAUGAUGCUGCCAAGAACGGGCACGUGAGCGUGGUCAAGCUGCUGCUUUUGCAUGGUGCAUCCCGUGAUGCAGUUAAUAUAUUUGGUUUGCGGCCUGUGGACUAUGCGGAAAGUGAAAAGAUGAAGUCUGUGCUACAGUUACCAAUGAGAAAUGCAUCACUGCCACUUAACCAACCCUCUGAGCCAAUGAGCCCUAGCCAGCCAAGGGAGGGACCUCUUGGUAUUCUUGGGAGCAAUCUUAGUUCAGAGCAGCAGAAAUUGCUGAAUAAGCUAGCAGCAGCUCUGAAGGCUCGAAGAUGUACUGAAUUUAACAGCACAGUAACUCAUCUUGUUGUCCCUGAUGCUCCAAUGCCGAGCACUGUCAAAUGCAUGAUGGCUGUUUUGACUGGAUGCUGGGUUCUCAAGUUUGAAUGGGUACGAGCCUGUCUGCAAACCAAGGCGCGAGAACAAGAGGAGAAGUAUGAAGUCCAAGGCGGCCCACAAAGAGGCCGGCUCAACAGGGAACAGCUGCUGCCAAAGUUGUUUGAUGGCUGCUACUUCUAUUUUUUGGGAUCCUUCACCCGUCCCCAGAAGAGCGAUCUUUCAGAGCUGGUCAAAGCAGCAGGAGGGCAAGUCCUAGUUCGGCAGCCGAAGCCCGAGAGCGAUGUGACGCAGACGGUCAACACGGUGGCCUAUCACGCAGAACCCGCUUCUGACCAGCGAUUUUGCACGCAGUACGUCAUCUACGACACAGCUUCUAAAUUCAAGCCAGAGAAGAUUCGUCAGGGUAAGGUGUGGAUGGCCCCCUCCAGCUGGCUCGUGGACUGUGUGAUGUCUUUUCAGCUGCUGCCGGUAAAGUGAUUAUCCCUGUAUCAUGUGCAAGGCUGCGUGGUGAAUGAGGAGCGGUUGGAAAACAGUUUGACACUGGCCUGUGUUGAGGGUAGGGAGAGUUGAAGCUAUGAUUCAUCUUUUGCACUUAGGAAUACAGCAGAGCUUAGAUUACUUCAAAUGAUUUACGAAGAUCACUGAUGUGUUGAAAUAAAUGAACUUGCUGUGGAGAAAAGAUGUAAAGCUACUGCAUUGAGAAAUGUGCCUUCAAUUAUCUAGUAAGCUUUAUUUUACAUUUAACAUCACUGCAGUGAUCAGUGACAUACUUUCUAACAAAAACUUUACAAAACCAGACCUCUUUGAACAUCCUUGGUUUGAAACGAGCCCUUCAUAGGCAGUAGAGCAUGACCACAUUCCUCGUGCAUCUACUGUGUGUUGACAAGGAUCUACCGUGCAUGUCAAGAUCUCUCAGGCCAAAAUUCCUAUUUUAAAGGAAAAAAAAAACCCUUUAUGCUUUUGAAUCUAGUCAUUUGCAUAUAUAGAUGUCUCUUCUGUUGGGCAGCAGUUAAUUUCCUUAGUAAUAUUUCACAGCUGAGCAUGGCAGGGAGACCUUGUCAAAAUGCCAUAGGGUAAGCUCAGUGGAAAUUAAAGUAGAACUAGUGGCCUGAAGUCGUAUGACAGUAGAUGGUUUUUGAAACUCUCUCUAAAAUUUUUAAUCUAAAUUUAGUUAUUUGUAGCAAGAGUAAUGCUUUAUCCCCCCAAAGCAUCUCCCUUCGCACUUGCAAAUGUAUAGCCUGUGUAAGAGUCUCUUUUCUGAAUGUUUUAAAGUAUUGGAUUCUCUAUAAUCAGAAAUGCUUCUGUAAGUACAGAUGAUUGAUAUCAUGGUUAAUUUGGAAAAAAAAAUAUAACGACCACAAAAAAAACCCAUGCUUCACUUUUUGCACAGUUGUACUAGUGUAUCUGGCUACUUUCAAGUGAUGGUUGAUUCUUGCUUAUCUGUAAUAAUCAAUUUUUAAUUCUUUCUAAAUAACUUAUUGUCAGAAUCUUUCUCCUUUUUCAUAAGAACUGUCUGUUCUUAUGUCAUAUAAUGGCUUUCUUGUGUGUUGCCUUAGUUUUGGAACAGAUAACGUGGAUAUGGGGUCUUGUAACGAUGAUUAUACAAUGAGAAUGAUUGUGGGAUAAAACCAAGAUUUUUGUG
Messenger RNA from Nothoprocta perdicaria, 3553 nucleotides. RefSeq names its product BRCA1 associated RING domain 1 (gene BARD1). Gene Ontology annotation, molecular function: protein binding. The transcript has 11 exons. The record is from RefSeq and is a predicted model, not a curated record. Bases 1 to 2388 code for a protein of 795 amino acids. Lineage: Eukaryota; Metazoa; Chordata; Aves; Tinamiformes; Tinamidae.